Molecule: messenger RNA, 819 nt
Organism: Closterium sp. NIES-65
Lineage: Eukaryota; Viridiplantae; Streptophyta; Zygnematophyceae; Desmidiales; Closteriaceae
Source: the annotation of a GenBank genome assembly
AUGCGACCGUUACUGUGCGUGUUACACGUGGGGUUGUCCGCCUUGUUUGCUGGCGAGAGGGGGGCGACGGCCGACGACGUGAUUCAUUUCUUAGCGGAGGCAGCACAUGAGGCUACGUUAUGGCUCAUCAGGGCUGGCCUAGCCGCUGCGACCCAACAUAGCUCUGGUGAUGGGACCCAAGGGCCUCAUCAGCCGCCUACUCGACUCCAGACCUGCAUUGCCUGCCCCACUCCCCCUCCUCUCUUCCCACUCUCCUCCCCCCAGCGCCCCACGAUAGCGCUGGUGAUGGGUCCCAAGGGUCUCAUCAGCCGUCUCCUCGCGCUUACUCUUAACAACGCCUGCCCUCGCCCCACCAUAGCGCUGCGCCCCACCAUAGCGCUGGUCAUGGGGUCCAAGGGCCUCAUCAGCCCGUUGGUCAUGGGUCUCAAGGGUCUCAUCAGCCGCCUCCUCGCACCCAAAUUCAUCGGCGUCUGUCCUGCAUUCGCGCUGGUCAUGGGGCCCAAGGGCCUCAUCAGCCGUAAUGCACAACGCGCUGCUCGUAGCGGCACUACGAAUGAUGGUGGGGUGGAGAAUGCUACGGCUUCAUCUCAUCCUUCCGUGCCUCCUUUGCCCGUUGGGGGUGGUGGUGAUGGCGAAGGCAUACACUCUACCUCUUCCAUGCCUACUUUGCCCAUCGGGGGUGGUGGUGAUGUCGAAGGCAUACCCUCUACUCCUUCCGUGCCUCCUUUACCUGCGGGGGGUGGACAUCAUGCAAACGGCAGCAUGUCAUUGCCUACAGCAUCACCGAGCACGAUGAAUGGCAUGCUAGAGGACAGGUGA